AUGUUAUCAAGUAUACCCUCUGACCUCACUCCUGGUAGCCUCUUAUUUGCCGCUAUUUGCAUGAUACCUCAGGGGAUCCUAGCUAUAGAAUUUUCCUUCGAAAAAUACCCCCAACUUCUGAGUCGAGUUAGACGUGAAAGUGGCAAUCAAACAAAUUCUGGUAAUGGAUUGUCCUCUGGUGCUAUUGCUGCUGCAAUUGUUGUACCGAUUGUCAGCGUUAUUCUUAUACUUGCUCUUAUAUUGCUGUUUUGCUGGUUUCGUAAAAGGCGCUCUUCUCACGGCGUAUACAAUCCCGGCCCUAAAGAGGACCUUUCCAUAAUUUCGACUCAAAAACUCUUUCAGGAUGUACUGAAAAUGCCACCCGAGGAACGACUUAUCUAG
Protopolystoma xenopodis is the source of this 381-nucleotide messenger RNA. Lineage: Eukaryota; Metazoa; Platyhelminthes; Monogenea; Polystomatidea; Polystomatidae. The record is from the annotation of a GenBank genome assembly.